This is a messenger RNA of Phytophthora sojae, 210 nucleotides long. RefSeq lists its product as hypothetical. The record is from RefSeq and is a predicted model, not a curated record. The transcript has a single exon. The annotation marks the transcript as partial. Lineage: Eukaryota; Oomycota; Peronosporomycetes; Peronosporales; Peronosporaceae.
AUGGGUGACGCUGACGACGCGCAGUUCAACGGGGUGGAGCGUGUGUUUGGUGAGAGUGCUGAGGUAAAAUACCUCAUGUGCUUUUAUCAUGUCGUUGCGAAAGUAUUUGAGAAGACACGUGCUCUGCAGCCUUCUCACGCUAAGCUGGUGAUGACUGGGGUCUACGACAUGCACUUCUCUCUCAGCGAGGCCGAGUUCCUCACCACGAAA